This is a messenger RNA of Williopsis jadinii, 1250 nucleotides long. RefSeq names its product WD40 repeat-like protein. NCBI's taxonomy places the organism in Eukaryota, Fungi, Ascomycota, Saccharomycetes, Phaffomycetales, Wickerhamomycetaceae. The transcript has a single exon. The coding region runs from base 69 to 770 and encodes 233 amino acids. Gene Ontology annotation, molecular function: dynein light chain binding; dynein heavy chain binding. The record is from RefSeq and is a predicted model, not a curated record. Gene Ontology annotation, cellular component: cytoplasmic dynein complex. Gene Ontology annotation, biological process: transport along microtubule.
CAACUUCACAACAACCGUACUUGGAAUCGCAAGUGACUCAACUGACCCAUUCUUAUCCAGUAUUAGCUAUGGAUCAGGUUCCUGAUAACAACGGUCUUCUCAUAACUGGCUCUACAGAUGGUAAGAUUAUACACUGGAAUCCACAGAUACUGGCGAAGCCAGCACAACAGCCAAUCAAACUGGAGAUGCCCAAAUCAUCUGCUAUUAGGUACGAUGAGCUAACACCAACCUGUUUCACGCAUUUGGAAAGUGAACACGGAUAUCUAAUCGUUGGAAGUGAAGAUGGCAAUGUGUACAAGAUGAAGAGAUUUGAUCAAAAGUCAAAGACUGAUUACAUUGAAAAGAUAUUUCAUGGACAUAUGGGACCAGUUACCUCUAUUGAGCCUUCACCCGCAUUAUCGCAACUGUUUGUGACAUCCGGUAUGGAUUGGAAGGUAUUUCUAUGGGAUGCUUCACAGGAGGAACCAUUAUUGGAGAUCUACAAGACGAAUGCCAUUAUGGCAUGUCUUUGGAGACCUUCGUUCCCAACUCAGAUUGGGUAUAUUUAUGAAGACGUUUUGGAGAUUGUGGAUCUGAGCAUUGACACUGUGACACCAAUUUGCAGGAUCUCAACAGAGGAACCGUUAACUACCUUCAACUUCACCAAAGACGGUGAAAGGGUGGUACUUGGAGGGUCCAAAGGUGGCAUCUACAUCUAUGCGUUAGAUGUACCAACAAAGAGUGAUAUGGCAAAGUUCAAGAAACGUUUCUGCCCUACAGGUGGUAUUUAAGCCUGGUGAUAGCUAUUCUUUUAGUAUCUAUUCAUUGUGUGCUAUCAAUAGCCCUCUAUUUACCAGUUCCAAAGAACUCAUGGAAGCCAACCAAUGUGAAUCUGUAUCUGACAUCACCAGCGUUCAAUCUGGUCAACGCCUGACUGACAUUAGCUUCGUUAAUGUCCAAAGUCUCAACCCAUGGAGCAAACUUGUGAUCUUUAGCCAAUUGCAAGAGUUCAAUGGCCUCUUUUCUAGAGCCAAGAAGAGAAGCACCGAGGAAAACACCGUUUUGCAAAAAGGUGAAUGGAGAAACUUGUAGUUUCUCAUCAACGUGUGGCAAACCAACGGAAAUGAGCUUCUUGUUAACCUUCAAAGUAGAGAGGAAGGCAUCAACAUCGGUGUCAACAGUGGAAGUGGCACAGUUGAUGAUGGCAUCAAAGUAGUCAAAGUAGUUCUUAGACCAGUCUUUCUCCACGCCGGUGGCAAUGAAUUUGUGAG